Messenger RNA from Jatropha curcas, 2010 nucleotides. RefSeq lists its product as uncharacterized. NCBI's taxonomy places the organism in Eukaryota, Viridiplantae, Streptophyta, Magnoliopsida, Malpighiales, Euphorbiaceae. The record is from RefSeq and is a predicted model, not a curated record.
GUGGAUACCAGAAAUGGUCAAUCUUUGCUCCCAUUUCCCAUCAAGCGUCAAGACAAUAAUUCUCCUUCUCUGACUUCUUCUUCAUCCUUCACUGAACUCACUUCUUAUUGAUAUUCAAUUUUAGUCGCUCCAGAUUAAAAUAUCAAUAACCUACAACUUGAUCAAUUCAUUAUCAGCAACCAAAACAACUUUCUAUAACUUACCCUAUCUUUCUCCAUGUUUACAACACUCGCUUAGCUUCACCAUGAGUUCAUCUUCUUUAUUAAUUUCAAGAGCAACAAUAACCUCUCUGUUUCAAUCCCCUUCUUCUUCUUCUUCUUCUCCUUCCAAAUCCUCCAUUUUCCAAUUCUGUCCUUCCUCGUCUUCCUCUCGACGACGCUGUUUGCUCUUAGUUAGAGCUUCAAAAUCGACCAACUUCGAAUUUGUUCUACAUGAUGCGUUGGAUUCUUGUGGAGUCGACGCUACCCACGCUAGGGAAGCGAGGAAGGGAUUCUUGACACAGAUUCAGAACUUAUCGGAUAUCGAGAGGGGAACUAGUAUUAGCAUUAAUAGAUGUGUGGAUUUGGGGAAAAUGGCUCUUUAUAUAGCAGCUGAGGAUGAUUCUCUUCUAUCUAACUCUUCCAUCCCACUUCCUGUGGAUCAUUUUAUUGAAAUAUUGGAUAAUAUUUCCAUGGACUACUGCUCAAGCUAUAGAUCAUCCUUUAGAUCUUCACCUGAGAAAUUUCUUGAUAGUUUAGAUACGUAUUUGUAUGUCAAGAAGGGUUUCCGGAGAACCGCUCCUAGUCCUAAGGACCAAUUGGACAUACGGCCUCUCUAUCUCCCCUCAGUUUUGAUUAAUCGGUCUGGUUCGGCUGUUAUGCUUUCACUUAUAUAUUCUGAAAUCCUAAAAAUGCUUCGGUUGUGGGGUCUGUUGGAUUUUGACUGUGAGAUAUUCUUCCCUCAUGAUCUUCAUUCUCUUCCUAGAGGCUACCAUAAGCAGAAGGGUAAGGAGUCUGAUCAGCAACACAUAAUGACAACUCAAUCUCUGCUAGAGGAGACUUUGAGAAGUUUGAAGGAGGCUUUUUGGCCAUUUCAAUAUGACCACACCAAGAGUUUAUUCUUAAGGGCAGCACAUGCCACCAAUUGUAUUGAUGUAUCAAAACAUCUCGAAUAUUGUGGCUCUCAACUCUUACCUGCAAAGGCUGCUGAUAAUAGGAUACAUCAUGCUCUUCAGACCAGUACGCAUUUUGGUGAUAUGAGGCUUGCAUUAUCUGCAUGUGAACGUCUCAUACUCCUACGGUCUAAUCCGAAGGAAUUACGAGAUUACAGCAUUCUUCUAUACCAUUGUGGAUUUUAUGAGCAAUCAAGGCAAUAUCUAAAGUUGUAUCAAGAAAAAAAGAAUUUUUCCUUACAAAAGCAAAUAUCCUCUGAAUAUGACAACCUGGAGGAAGAUGCUGUGGAGAAGCUGAUGGUCCGUCUCUGUCUCAUAUCAAUGGAGAAAGGUUGGAACGAACCUUCAAACUUUUGAACUAUGAAAUUUCAUUGGAAACACAAGUCUUGCUCUUGUGAUGAUGAUGGAUACUCUUUUUGGGGCAAAAUAAAAUGAAAUACAUGAAACCACAUAGUUUAUACAUCCUCAAAGGUGAGGUUACUAUCCCGGGUGGCUAAGGCAACUUGAUUAUGAACAUGCCUUACCUAUUGAUCUGGAUGUAUAAUAUGCCGAGCUCACUUGGUCCCAGCUUCUGCAGGAUUUGCACCCGAUCUUUUCUUCAGUGAAAAUAAAAGAAGAAAGUAGGUCGUAAAUACAAUAAACAGACAUAUCAAAGAAGACCUACCUUACUCUUAAGUCAAUUUUUUCUGACUUGACAAUAACCCUUGUGGGAUGUAAGAACCCAAACAUAAUUCUUCUAGUAAUUACUCAUUGCACUUUGAUCUUAACUGCUCUGUAGAAUUGACUGUAAAUUAAGUCUUUGAAGCAUGUUCUUAAUACAGACAUUCUUUCUAGUAGAAAAGAUUUGGUCUUUGAUUCUA